Messenger RNA from Physella acuta, 885 nucleotides. Its product is annotated as GTP-binding protein REM 1-like. Gene Ontology annotation, cellular component: plasma membrane. The record is from RefSeq and is a predicted model, not a curated record. Gene Ontology annotation, molecular function: GTP binding; GTPase activity; calcium channel regulator activity. Lineage: Eukaryota; Metazoa; Mollusca; Gastropoda; Physidae.
GACCCCUGUGACCCCUGCAGCCCAACAUGGAUGUCCAUUACAUGGACAUCCUGAUUGAAGGGGAGAGAAUCCCCGACGACGAACAUUUUUUCCAUUCGGCGCCCAAGUUGGACGCGCCCCACUCGGCGCCCCAUUCCCGCUCGUCCUCCUUCAAGAACCGCCCCCGCCCCAAACUUAACAUUGACAUAGAGCUCGCCCAGAGACCCCGCACCAACAGUCUUCCGAACGCCUACCUGCCUCUUCCAGAGCAGUUCCUCCUGCCCGAGAAAUGCGGCAUCCAGCGCGUGCGGUCCUUCAAGACGACAUCAAAGGGACUCGUCAAUCAUGGGGACUCAUACAAGAAAUCUACCAACAGUCUCAUGUCCUCAGGCAGUGCGGCGUCCAUCACAGAGGCCAACACCAAGCUUCCCAGGCGCCCCAGCUGGGUGUCAGACGACAGCGCCCCCGAGAGCGAGGAGUCGCACCCCCAGGCCCCCUCCGUCGUCUGCCCCAGCAACAUUCACCUGUACAGGGUACUCAUGAUGGGAGCACCAGGUGUGGGUAAGACAGCACUCACCAGGCAGUUCAUGACCUCGGAGUACAAGGGCACGUACACAGAAUCAAAUACUCCUGAUAUUAUCGAACCUGAAAGAAAUGUCAACGUGCUAUUGGACGAGCAGGAAUCAACGUUACAUUUCCUUGAUGAGGAACAGCACCCCGACUUUGAAGCCGAAGACCUACCCAUAGACGCCUACGUCGUGGUUUUCUCCGUGUCCGACACGACGUCAUACAACUACGCGCUGAAGAGCAUCAGGACACUGCGGGAGGUCCACAGGACCACCAAGGCCAUCAUCCUGGUGGGCAACAAGAUAGACCUGGCCCGUCAGAGGCGGGUGGCCAAACAUG